Messenger RNA from Lolium rigidum, 2076 nucleotides. Its product is annotated as protein MICRORCHIDIA 2-like. Bases 1 to 1818 code for a protein of 605 amino acids. NCBI's taxonomy places the organism in Eukaryota, Viridiplantae, Streptophyta, Magnoliopsida, Poales, Poaceae. The record is from RefSeq and is a predicted model, not a curated record. Gene Ontology annotation, cellular component: nucleus. Gene Ontology annotation, molecular function: ATP hydrolysis activity. The transcript is spliced from 20 exons.
AUGCCGGCGGCGAUGACCGGCGGCAUGGGCAGCGGCCCUCGAUCCCUCGAUUGCCGAAGCUUCUGGAAGGCCGGCGCGUCCGAGGCCCCCUCCGCCCCCGCCCGCGAGUUCCACGAUGCGCUGGAGACGGGGGACUUCGACCGCGCGCGGGUGCACCCCAAGUUCCUCCACACCAACGCGACCUCCCACAAGUGGGCGUUCGGAGCUAUUGCUGAACUUCUUGACAAUGCGGUUGAUGAGAUUUCCAAUGGUGCCACGUAUGUGAAAGUGGAUAAAACCGUCAAUUCGAAAGACAAUACCCCGAUGCUAGUUUUCCAAGAUGAUGGAGGAGGAAUGGAUCCUGAAGGUGUGCGGAAAUGCAUGAGUCUAGGAUUCUCAACCAAGAAAUCAAAGACCACCAUUGGGCAGUAUGGAAAUGGUUUUAAGACCAGCACAAUGAGACUUGGUGCUGAUGCAGUUGUUUUUACUCGUGCAAUCCGUGGAAGUAAUGUUACCUUGAGUGUUGGUUUGCUCUCUUACACUUUCUUGAGGAAAACAGUGAAGGAUGACAUAGUUGUCCCCAUGCUCGAUUUUCAAGACCAAGAUGGCAACAUCGUACCUUUGGUGUAUGGUUCACAGGCUGAUUGGGACAGUAGCUUAAAGAUAAUGCUUGACUGGUCCCCUUUUUCUUCAAAGGAAGAACUGCUACAGCAGUUUGAGGAUAUUGAUAGCCAUGGCACUAAGGUGGUGAUAUACAAUCUCUGGAUGAAUGAUGAUGGCCUUUUAGAACUUGACUUCGACGAUGAUGAUGAGGACAUAUUACUUAGAGAUCAAGCUAAAGACAGUGGCGGAUUGACAAAGAUCCAAAAAGAAGUUAUUCAGCAACAUAUAUCCCACAGACUCAGAUUCUCAUUGCGCGCAUAUACUUCCAUCCUUUACCUUAAGAAGUAUGAGAAUUUCCAAAUUAUAUUAAGAGGAAAACCUGUUGAACAUAUAAGUGUUGCUAAUGAUCUGAAGUUCAAGAAAGUUGUUACUUACAAGCCUCAAGUCACACAUGAUUCUCAAGUGGUCUCAGUGAGGGUAGAUAUUGGAUUUGCAAAGGAGGCGCCAGUGCUGGGCAUUUUUGGGAUGAAUGUAUACCACAAAAAUCGAUUAAUAAUGCCCUAUUGGAAGGUUCUUCAGGAAGGAUCUAGUAGAGGGAGGAGUGUUGUAGGUGUACUUGAGGCAAAUUUUAUUGAGCCGGCGCAUGACAAACAAGAUUUCGAGAGGACUCCACUAUUCAUCCGGCUAGAGACAAAACUUAGGCAGAUUAUCAUUGAUUAUUGGAAAGAGAGGUGUCAUUUGGUAGGUUACCAGCCAGUGGAUCCACAAGUAAAGUCUCAGUACAAGGAUGGUCGUAAAGAUUCAGGUGGUCCUGGGCCUAAAGUUCAGCAGAAAUCAUCAACUGAUCAGAGGAUUGGAAGGCGGUCAUCAAAUUUGCUACCGGAAACAUAUGACGAUGCAGCAGCCAUGGGACUGACAGCUAAUGGUGCAGGUUUUGGUCGGCAAGUUUUUGGUCAAGCACAAGAGAAUAGUAUGAAUUCAGCAGGCUUGGAAGAGGAUCUAGUAGAAACUGGCUCUCAUGGUGUACUUGAUCCCAAUUUCAUUGAGAAGCUGAGUGAAGAGAACAUUUCUCUGUUCACAAGGCGCGAAGAACUUCGACAGCGAGAUACACAGUUGAAGCAGACAAUUGGGCAGUUGGAGCAUGAACUAGAGGAAACAAAAAGGAAAUGCUCUCAGCUUUCUACUGAGUUGCAGGCACGGAAGAGCCAGCAGCAGCUCCCUUACAUGCAAAGGUAGUAUCUCAUUAAGGGCAUGGAGCGGCAACCAAAGCUAACAAAGAAUUCAAGGUGUAAAGUGCUGACGUUGUUAAUAUUCUUGCUAGUACUAAGUAGGGAUCAGUUGUAGUUGAACUACUUGGAGGAACAUUACGACGUAAAAUUCCAGGUGUGCGUACCAGCAUGGUUGUGUGAUGUAUAUAUGUGCCACGAUACAGUCCAGGACGUCGUCUCCCCAUAUAUUUUGUGCUCGCCAUGGGAAUCCUGUGAACUCUUCUCA